Molecule: messenger RNA, 2255 nt
Organism: Quercus robur (English oak)
Lineage: Eukaryota; Viridiplantae; Streptophyta; Magnoliopsida; Fagales; Fagaceae
Product: dihydrolipoyllysine-residue succinyltransferase component of 2-oxoglutarate dehydrogenase complex 1, mitochondrial-like
Exons: 15
Coding region: 556-1833 (425 amino acids)
Biological process (GO): tricarboxylic acid cycle
Cellular component (GO): oxoglutarate dehydrogenase complex
Molecular function (GO): dihydrolipoyllysine-residue succinyltransferase activity
Source: RefSeq, a predicted model, not a curated record
AGGUCAGCUUGCUAAGUGUUGAAGAAAUGAUUUGGGGGAUUAUUCGCCGCAAAGUCAUUUCGCCGAAGGUUUUGGGAGAGUCAGUACAGAGAAUUAGGCCUGCAGUGUCGGUGUCGGGGCCACAAUGUUACAGGACUAUGCGGAAAGAGCUUUCAAAAAUCAAGGUACAAUGGCAGUAGUAGUAAGCUGUAACAACCAAGCUCAAAUCCUCAAAGCUUGGACCAAGUUAUUCCCUAAAGGAGAUGCUUUGUGGGGAGAAGUCAUGGCUGCCCUGUUUGCAAUCUCAUGUGCUUCAGAAGCUGGUUAUUCCCUAAUCAUCAUCAAAAGUGAUGCAGCCAAUGUGCUAAUGCCCCUCAAGGAACUUGCUUCUACCCCUUGCUGGCUGAUUGCUUCCAGAAUUGAAGACAUUCAUUUUUUGGCCUCUCAUAAUAGAAGUCAUUCUUUUUUGGGCUUUGCUCAUUGGGCAAGGAUUUGAGUGUAUCCAGAGAUCUGGCUACCACAUUUUGUUAGGAGGUCAUGCCCAUUCAACGCGGAGGUUAGUGAGCUCAAGCUUUUAUGUUUUAUGCAGCCCUUCCUCACCCCAGAGCUACCAAGAAAAUCUGUUUCCAACUAGAAGUUACUGCACUAUUUCAAACAGAGCACUUUGUUCGAUUGAAGAAUAGAUCAUUCUCUUCAGACAACGGAGACAUAGUUGCAGCUGUCGUUCCUUUCAUGGGCGAAUCUAUAACUGAUGGCACUUUGGCAACAUUCCUAAAGAAGCCUGGUGACAGAGUAGCAGUCGAUGCGCCUAUUGCUCAAAUUGAAACUGAUAAGGUGACAAUUGAUGUAGUUAGUCCUGAAGCUGGCACCAUUCAAGAGUUUGUGGCCAAGGAAGGUGACACUGUGGAACCAGGUACCAAGAUUGCUUUCAUCUCAAAAUCAGGUGAAGGCGUAACAGUAACACAAGCACCAUCAGAAAAUGCUGCUGCUCAGGCACCACCUCCUGAACAGAAGGAAAGUGUUGAGAAGCAAAUCCCCAAAGCAGAAACUGCCCCUGUCAAUGAGAAGAUUAAAGAACCAUCUCCAUCACAACCCAAGGCAAAAGGAACUUCUCCUCCUAAAGCCACAGCUUCAGAACCCCAGCUUCCUCCUAAGGAUAGGGAAAGACGAGUUCCCAUGACAAGACUCAGGAAACGGGUUGCAACACGAUUGAAAGAUUCUCAGAAUACAUUUGCUUUGCUGAGCACAUUUAAUGAGGUUGAUAUGACUAACUUGAUGAAGCUCCGUUCAGAUUAUAAAGAUGCCUUUGUUGAAAAGCAUGGGGUCAAAUUAGGACUUAUGUCGGGCUUCGUGAAAGCUGCUGUUAGUGCACUUCAGAGUCAGCCAGUUGUCAAUGCUGUAAUUGAUGGUGAAGAUAUCAUAUAUCGAGAUUACAUUGAUAUCAGCAUUGCUGUAGGCACUCCUAAGGGCCUUGUUGUCCCAGUUAUACGCAAUGCUGAGAAUAUGAACUUCGCUGAGAUAGAGAAGCAGAUCAAUACUCUAGCUAAGAAGGCAAAUGAUGGUUCCAUAUCAAUUGAUGAGAUGGCUGGAGGUACAUUCACAAUAUCAAAUGGUGGAGUCUAUGGAAGUCUUUUAAGUACACCAAUCAUCAACCCACCACAGUCGGCUAUAUUAGGCAUGCACUCAACUGUGACCCGUCCAAUGGUUUUUGGGGGCAAUAUUGUUCCAAGGCCUAUGAUGUAUAUUGCAUUGACAUACGAUCAUCGGCUGAUUGAUGGGAGAGAGGCUGUGUUUUUCUUGCACCGUAUCAAAGACGUUGUGGAGGACCCUCGGAGGCUUCUCCUUGAUAUAUGAAGUCUCUGCUGAAUACCUGAUGUGCUGGUACACAUGCAAUUGGGCAGAGUUAAAAAAUUUCUUAGUGGGAGAGAGAGAGAGGAGCAACAGAUUGCUCAAAAUGAAACUCAAUAAAGACCAACAAAAUAUCGGUAUGAAAGCAACGUCCAGUUAAUCCUUUAGAGGUGUGAGUUAUAUUUACGGUUUACCCAUAAAAAAUUUUCACUUUCUAUCAACGUUCAAUUUGGUUCUUGUGAAGAAGAUUUGAAAUAAAGGUGAAGAUUUCCUUUUUCCCCACAAUUUCUAUUAUAAGGUAAUUUUAUUAAGCACAAGAAGGUGCCAAUUGUGCUGCCUAUUGGAAUUGUGCAGAUCCUAGACUUGUAAAAACACCUUACAAUUAUUUUAUCACAUUGAUCCUACAAACACUUUCUUAAAACGUUCAA